UAACAGACGCGUCCAGGCGGUCGGUUAUUAUUAAGUAGGCUGGCACUCUUGUUUAUCCUCUUGUGAGGAGGAAGAAAAAAAAAAAUGAAAAGGGAGGGAGCAGUGUAAGUGAUAGAGUGGGAGGGAGGCGUGCAUGUCACAGGCUCGUCGCUGCUGGAGAGCUUGGAGCGGGUGGAGGACGCCGGUUUCACCUCCAGAAACAAAGCUGAACCUGGAUUACGGUUUCUACUAGCUCCUCGGAAUGACCUGGUCCUCCCAUUGUGCCGCAGCGGACGCCGUCGGAGAGGAGCGGCUCAGGUUCAGUGGCAGGAUGGUGUGACAAGUGGACGGAGACCUCCAGAGGGAUUGUUGUUGGUUGCACAACACACUGAGGCAGACCAUGGCUUCCAUGCCCCUCCUGUUCCUGGCUCUCCUCUUCUCCUUCUUCUGUUUUUCAUAUGCUCAGACUGUCAUUGGCUCCUCCUCCUCCUUCUCUCGUAUGGACCUGGCCAGCAAUUCUUCACCUGCUCCAACCAAACACGCUAUUCGAUUCGGGCCCUCUUUACCCCCCACUAGGCGCACUGAUGUUCCCGUCAGAGCUACUAUAUUGGAUAGACUAACAACAAUAAAUGCAGUUGAACACGGGCAAAGAAUUACACCUUUCCAUCCCUUUUUGUUAUCAACCCCUUCUACACAGAGUCUUAAACAGCCAUCGUCAACUCAGCCAACAGCCCUCAGGCCAAGGACUGACAUGGCUAGUUUAGGGGCUAGGAGGGACUUCAGAAGGGGAAAUGCGGCCAGCAAAGGCCCAACGGCUGAGCCUGCAGAUGGUACGCCAGUGAUAUCAGGCAAUCCAGAGGAGGAAUUGGGCAUAGAGACAGAGGACACCGAUUCACAAGGAUGGGGAUCAGGUAGAACUUCUGCUGAAGCAUUUAUGAUGGAUGAAUCACCCGGUCCACUGCCAACUGUUGGUGAUGAAAUUGCACAGUAUCAGCCACAAGCACAGACUAUGAUAUCCAAAGUCGCUGAUGUAAAAGCCCCACCACUAGAGAAUCAGACCUUGAAGCCUCGUAAUUUUGGGCUGACCACAACCAUCACAACCAAUAGGAUCUCUACAGCCCUAUAUCCUGAGAGGCCCACUCUGUCUGCUAUAGUAACACAGCAAACUCCUCAGACUGCAGACUUAACAGGUAAGCUACCAGCAAGCGACUCUUCCGCUGAUAAAGUUCGUCCAAACCAGGACUCCGCUGCUGUGACGUCGCCCACACUCACAUCAGCCAUUCCUGCCUCAACUGAUAUUCGAUCACAGACUGCACCGCCACUUGUCACGGCCCAAAACCAGACCAGUUUGCAUCCAAACAUUUUGACAACACAAGUGACCCACACAUCUACAACAGGUGUUUUAAGUACUACGAAGGAGGCUGUUGGACCAUCUUCCAAAAUAACAGCUGAGAGCACCAAAACGGCACAAAUAGGACAACAUCCAGCAAGUCCUACAGGGCAGUCUUCAAAGACAGGGACAGCCUCCCUCCUAACCACCUUCGGUGUUCCUGUCACCCGAUCAAGAUUUUCCCCCACAUACAAGAGUAAUGUUGGUCAGAGGAACCGCUCCCUCCUCCUGGGACAUCCUCAGCAAGCUCCCCACUCCACUUUUGAUCCAGCCCCUUCUCCCAGCGCGAGUCCUUCCUCUAACGGCACGCUACUGUACUGGGGGGAUUUGAGCCGGACUCUGGCUUUUGCCUGGGAACUGCAUGUCUACGGUUCAGCAAGCCUCUUCCUCCUCCUGUUUGCCGGAGCUGCUCUUGGCCUCACAUUGUCCCCUGGAAUAAACUGUCCUCAUCGAGGCGCUCUUGCACUUGCCAACGCUCUACUGUUUCUGGCUGGAGGCCUAAGGUCGGCUCUGUUUUUUAUUGACCCCUAUGGCACAAGAAAACUCCUCCCUCGUCCUGCAGUUAUAGCCCUCUACAACUUGCCUGUACACCUGCUGGUGUGGGCGCAAGCUAGCAUGGCACUGCUGGCGUUGAGGGUGGCCGGAGUAAGUGUCUUACCUGCUACUCUAGAGCGUCCUCCUCUGGUUGCUGUGUUAACUGUGCUGCAGUCCACCUUGCUGUUGGCUGCUGAUCUUCUUUCUCCAGCCCUGUCUCCUGUGGUUCCUGUAACAUUACAGGUCCUCUCCAUAUGUUGGGGUCUUGCUCUCUGUUUGGGCUUUCUCUUCUAUGUGUUUCCACGUAUACGCUGCCCUACUAUUUCACACCACGGAGUCCCUGAAGACGCCAGGAGGAAGACUUGGACAGGGAGCCAGAGAAUAGGAGUCCUUCUGGGAAGAGUGCUGGCUCUGUGUGCAGUUCUUGGGGCGUUGUGCUGUGGCUUACAUGUCCACGCUACCUUGUGGCUCUAUGGACUGCUGGGAAAUUGGACACGGUUCAACUGGGGAUGGUGGCUAGUGCACUUUUGGGCCAGACUCCUUGAACUGGCCUGGGGCUUCUCACUUCUACUCCUGGCUUCCUGGGUGUUCUGGAGGCCUGCAGGAUGCCGAGGAAGGGAGGAAGCUGGACAGGAUGGCAGAGCAGCAGGAGACCUGCCAUCACCUGGCCAAUCUGUGGGCUCCAGUCAAAGACACACAUGCUGGUCCAAGAUAGUCCAAAGCUUAAGGGGGAAGCCCUGCAGAAAGUCUGACAGUAAUGGUGUGGGAGGCGGGGGAGGCCCAGGUGAAGUGCCUAACAACUGGGCUGGCCAGGAGCGUCCCGGAGCUGAUAUUAGCAAGAGUCUAAUCAGGAAUCAGAACCAUGAGCAGAGCUCUGCCCAAACGCGCUGCGUCAAAGACAGUAACCGGGGUCGCAACCAUAGGGGCCAGUCCGCAGAACGAGGCAUUUCUGGUUCCACCGGCUCACUCCUGAGACUGCAGGCACUGGGUCGACCUCCACAGCGCUCGGUGAGUGGCAGUCUGGAUCAGGACAGGGAUACUUCCCUGUCUUUUUGUGAGUUUGAUCUGCGGCCCCCCUCUCCCAUCGAUUUGACUCGCAGCAUUGAUGAGGCUCUACACAGGGAGCACCUGAUCGUAGGAGGGAGUCUCUUUCAUCCUUUCAACGAAACAUCCCAGUACCCAUCACCAGGCUCAGGGAUCAGCCAGGGGCCCUGGCUUCGUAGGAACAGUGACCCUCAGAUGCUUUCUGAGAGCAGCGAGGCCCCGACAGAAUCAUCUAUGCCACUGGGGGGCAGCAUUCUCAGCAGUGUGCCCAGCAGGCAGGUGACUGCUCCCCCAACACCAUCACACCCGGGUAACAGGUGGGCUGGGAAAGAGGGAACAAGUGUACCCUCUUCAGUGUCCUGCCCGGUCUCACUUCGUCCUUCCAGAACAUCAACGGGGAAUCUGGGGGACGACGGGAAUGAUGACACGACACGACCGUUUAUCACCCCAGACUCUGAAAGCAUACGAGGGAGAGCUGGGAAGCCCGUGGGGUCUCGCAGUUACCUGGAAGUCAGUCGACAAGACGACUCUGCCAGUGUCAGCAGUGAGAUUAUAGACCUUUGAACCAAACCUUGGACAGUAGCACCAGUGACUGCACAACCAACACACCCGUUUAAUAUUGCUCCAGAUCAAAGCUUCAAUCAACACCGGUAGAAUUUUAUCAUAAAAGUACCUAAAAUUAUUUUUGAAAAAAAGAAAUGUACAGGAAAACGAAGAUCUGGGAGAAGAAUUUCAAAGAUAUAAUCUAGUUGCCUUUGACUUUGUUAAAGUAUUCAAAAACUGGGGUUUAAGAGCAGCUUUUGUUAUAAGUUUGCUCUUGAAGCAAAACUAGGAGACAUAGCACAGCACGCUCAGUUCUUUCCAUUUUUCACACAUUAUCUUUCUCUCAUUUUUGUCUCUAUAACACUGGUAAAACUACAAGUACACUGGGACCAGAAAGACAUGAAUUUUACAAAAAAGGUUAGGGUUUAUUUUAUUUUAUUUUUUAAGUUUUCUUUCUUUUUUUUUUAGCAAAUUUGUGCUUAGUAUUUGUGAAAGUGAUACAUUUUCUUCUUCCAUAUUGUACGAAAUGUAUCUUAAACAUGCCUCGAAAGUUAGUGGAAAAUGUUACUCCAGGUGUGUAUUAGGUCCCAUUUUUAUUGUUUCUGUGAAAGAAAUAGUCUCCAUUUUCACGAUUGUGAAUUUAAUUGCUUUCAUGUUUUAUUCUGUUUGUGUUUGUGAUGUAAAGACGUGCCAAACAUAAUCACUGUUGGUUCCUGUGCUACUCCCUCUCCAGCGUCUCAGCGCCUGUAUCAUAUUGACUCAGAAGCAGUUUUGCAAUUCGUCCAAGCUCCUGUCCACCUGCUGCUGUUGUACUUGUCAGGUUUGCCUUUUAUUUUAAACUAGGUAACAUAAAGACGCAGGCGGUAAACGACAGCCAGAGACCCACUGCAGGCAGAUGCAUGCUUAUAUGUAAAUCUGCUGAAGAUAUUAACAGUUGAUGAAAUUGUCAGACAUCAACUUGGAAGUUCACACAGGACAACAUUUCUGUGAUUUAAUAAUCAUGCAUAAUUGAUGCCUCUUGAUUGAUUGUUGUUAUUGUUUUUGCAGAGUCUGAACCAGAAUAUGUAAUGUAAGAGUUGCAUUAAGUCAUUUCAAACUUCUUUUUAUUUUAAUUACAUGCUCCAGAGCUUUGCAGGGCUGCAGCACUCCGAUUGGCUUGGCAUGAACCCUGGAACUCAUGUACUAAACCUAAUAAAAGAGCACUUAGUUGUACCCUAGAAUGAAGUAUUUUACUACUCAAAAGGAAAAUAUCUUUCAAAUAUAUGAUGUAUAUGUAAUGUAAAUAUUAUUUUUUUGAUGUUUAUGAAUAAAGCUGUAUUUGAAACAUAGUCAUAGUUGUUACUGUGAAAGACAAUCUGAAGUGGUAUUGCUUAGUUGUCUGCGCUGUACAGUUUUUGACGCUGGAUUGUGGCCCGUUUAUGGCUAUAAAGAGCCUUGAUACUUGACCACAGACGUUAUGUCGAGGACUUUCUGGGCUCAGGACUGUGAAAAACAUGUGCUGGGAUGCAGGUUUCCCUAAAUGUGUUGUUGUGCUUUAUAUUUUUCCUACAAGGAAAAUAAAAAAACAACAACAACAAAAAAAAAACAACGUACAAAUAACUUCUAUGGAACCAUAUUAUUUUGCUUCAAUUAAUUCACUUGAAACUGUCCUGGAGCUCAGGGGGCCUCUUCACCGUUAUGCCAUUUUAAAGGCUCAACAUUACUCUACUACAUAAGUACAAAUAUUUUCUUUUUUUUAAGGUGGAUAAAACUUCUGUGAAUAUUUUUUUAAAUGCCUCUGUUCAUGUUUGGAGCCAGUACAUUACUACUUUUCUUUUUUCAAUUUUUUUUAUUUGGUUACCUCUGGGUGUUCUACAGUACCUCCCAGUAAUGUGAGAUGCUUGACCUGAUUAGUAUUCCCAUCGCCUACAAUGACUUCUUGUUGCUUCUUGUUGCUGUUUACAUUCCUAUGAACUUGUAUGGUUUUAUCGCUCUUGCCGGUCUUAGCUUUACUACACGGCUGCUGUGGUUCCUCCAGCACAACUUCUCCUGUCUGGCAGAGCGGCGUGCGCCAGGGAGAGUCGUGCCACCUGCAGUCUGUAAUGACUUUGUAGGAGAACAAUGUUGGUUUCAUAUGUUUACUUUGCCCAUUGAUCUUGUGUAUUUUAUUUUUUUCCCUGCAUUCCAUAUCGUGAAAUAAAAACUAAAACUUAGUCACCUUA
Molecule: messenger RNA, 5691 nt
Organism: Cololabis saira (Pacific saury)
Lineage: Eukaryota; Metazoa; Chordata; Actinopteri; Beloniformes; Belonidae
Product: proline-rich transmembrane protein 3
Exons: 4
Coding region: 380-3511 (1043 amino acids)
Source: RefSeq, a predicted model, not a curated record